This is a messenger RNA of Epinephelus lanceolatus (giant grouper), 982 nucleotides long. Lineage: Eukaryota; Metazoa; Chordata; Actinopteri; Perciformes; Serranidae. The record is from RefSeq and is a predicted model, not a curated record.
ACAUGCGCGAAGAGAGGAGCCAUUGGCAGCACAGCCGCUGCUGCACGAGGACUCAGGGAAUACACGCGGAAUAUAAUACGAUCAAAUAAAAAUAAAAAGGAACCAAAAGACAUUAGAGAGAGGAGACACAGAGGGAGGAGACAUGAACCAGCUGGAGCGUCCAAAAGAGGAGGAGGACCACCAAGAGACAGACUGUCACCAUGACAACAGUGACGGGACCAACAAUAACAACAAUAAUAACCGACGCAAGGCGGUGUGUCCAGGUGUAGGUGAACACCCCCUCCAAUAUAACUACACCUUCUGGUACAGCAGAAGAACUCCGAGUCGUCCUGCAAGUUCUCAGAGCUACGAACAAAACAUCCGACAGAUCGGCUCAGUGGCAUCGGUGGAGCAGUUCUGGAGGUUCUACAGUCACCUGGUGAGACCAGGUGAUCUGAGUGGACACAGUGACUUCCACCUGUUCAAGGAAGGAAUCAAACCCAUGUGGGAGGAUGACUCUAACCGCAGUGGGGGGAAGUGGAUCAUUCGUCUUCGUAAAGGUUUGGCCAGUCGGUUCUGGGAGAACAUCAUACUGGCCAUGUUGGGAGAACAGUUCAUGGUGGGAGAGGAGAUCUGUGGAGCUGUGGUCUCUAUACGCUUUCAGGAAGACAUCUUGUCCAUCUGGAACAAAACGUCCAAUGACCAAAUGACAACGUCCAGAAUCAGAGACACUUUAAGACGAGUCCUGAACCUUCCAGCCAACACCAUCAUGGAGUACAAGACCCACAACGACAGUCUCAGGGACAACUCGAGUUUCAGAAACACAAAGAUCUCCCUCUGAAGACAAUCAUUAUCUCCUGUCAGGAUGCAGAUCACCAUGGUUACACUCUGCUCUGUCAAUGGCCAUGGGAGGGUUGUUUUUUUUUGUGUGUGUGUGUGUGUGUGUGUGUGUUUUUGAUCGUGGACCAAUAAACUGAACUGGACUGAAGUUGUUUGUUUUAUU